This is a messenger RNA of Lagopus leucura (white-tailed ptarmigan), 2249 nucleotides long. It is a transcript of the gene PAX2, whose product is annotated as paired box 2. The transcript is spliced from 12 exons. Gene Ontology annotation, biological process: regulation of transcription by RNA polymerase II; anatomical structure development. Gene Ontology annotation, molecular function: DNA-binding transcription factor activity, RNA polymerase II-specific; RNA polymerase II cis-regulatory region sequence-specific DNA binding. The record is from RefSeq and is a predicted model, not a curated record. The coding region runs from base 60 to 1589 and encodes 509 amino acids. NCBI's taxonomy places the organism in Eukaryota, Metazoa, Chordata, Aves, Galliformes, Phasianidae.
UGAGUUUUAGAGGCGACACGGCGGCUUCAGCCGAUUUCUUCCCCUUCCUUUGCCUCCCCAUGGAUAUGCACUGCAAGGCAGACCCCUUCUCAGCAAUGCACCGGCACGGGGGUGUGAACCAGCUCGGGGGGGUGUUUGUGAACGGCAGGCCCUUACCUGACGUGGUGAGACAAAGGAUAGUGGAGCUGGCUCACCAGGGGGUGCGACCCUGUGACAUUUCCAGGCAGCUGCGGGUCAGCCACGGCUGUGUCAGCAAGAUCCUGGGCAGGUAUUACGAGACGGGGAGCAUCAAGCCCGGCGUGAUCGGCGGCUCCAAGCCCAAAGUAGCGACCCCCAAAGUAGUGGAUAAAAUCGCCGAGUACAAGAGACAAAACCCCACCAUGUUCGCUUGGGAGAUUCGGGACAGGCUACUGGCCGAGGGCAUCUGCGACAACGACACGGUUCCCAGCGUCUCCUCCAUAAACAGGAUUAUCAGAACCAAAGUUCAGCAACCUUUCCACCCAACACCAGACGGGAGUGGGACAGGUGUGGCUGCGCCAGGACAUACUAUCGUGCCCAGCACAGCAUCCCCUCCCGUCUCCAGUGCCUCCAAUGAUCCAGUGGGCUCUUACUCCAUUAACGGGAUCCUGGGGAUUCCUCGGUCGAAUGGCGAGAAGAGGAAACGUGAUGAAGAUGUAUCCGAGGGCUCCGUUCCCAACGGAGACUCCCAGAGCAGCGUGGACAGUUUGCGGAAGCACCUUCGUGGCGACACUUUCACCCAGCAGCAGCUGGAGGCUUUAGAUCGAGUUUUUGAGCGUCCUUCUUACCCUGACGUCUUUCAAACAUCAGAGCACAUCAAAUCUGAGCAGGGUAAUGAGUACUCCCUCCCAGCUCUGACCCCUGGUCUCGAUGAAGUCAAAUCAAGUCUAUCCACCUCUGCUAACCCAGACCUGGGGACAAAUGUGUCAGGACCCCAGACGUACCCUGUGGUGACCGGAAACACUUCCCUCUGCAAGGGGGGCAAAGCCAGCAGGAGAGCACCACUGCCCUUCCUUCACGGAAUGCAGAUUCCCUUAGCUGGAUUGAAAGAAAACCUCUCCUCUCCCCUCAGUAUAAAGCAAGAGCCUCAUGGAGCCUCUCUCACCCCUUUCACCCCCACCACGCCGGUCGGCUCUGGGCAGGCUGAGCUUCAGCCCUUCCACAUGACCCUUUCAGACGAUGCGUCCACGCCUUGCUACAGUGCCUUCCUUCAUCAUGGUGCCCACUUUGGGCAGUCCAGCAGCCAGCCUCUGAUAGCAGGUCGUGAUAUGGCAAGCACCACCUUGCCUGGCUACCCACCCCAUGUUCCCCCAACUGGACAAGGCAGCUACCCAACCUCAACUCUGGCAGGAAUGGUUCCUGGGAGCGAGUUCUCAGGGAACCCCUACAGCCACCCUCAGUACACAACCUACAAUGAGGCCUGGCGGUUCAGCAACCCUGCAUUACUAAUGCCACAUCCCGGGGCUCCGCACCUCCCACUGCUGCCGCUGCCUAUGACCGCCACUAGCUACCAUGGAAACCACAUGAAACUGCAGGGUGACAGCUUAGGCCUCCAUAUUGUACCUGUCUGACCCAUCCCUCCGCCCCUGGGAAGGUGAAGAGAGCCUCGCCGUGCCCCCCCGCAGCACACCUCCCUCUCCACCGCUCCGAGCGCUCGGCAUACCAGACUGAGAACCCCGUUCUCCCCGCAUCCCCCCGCACCCUGAGGCACCUCAGGAGCCCUCAACAGCACCUCGGCACAGCUCGACCUCCUGCGCUCCCAAGACUUGAGGGGAACUGGCAGCCAUUGCCUUGCGGGACCCCAUUCUCCUGGGAGCGGUAUGGGCAGGGGGAAGCAGGGAGACAGCUGCUCACUAAACACUGAUCCCCAAAGAUACGCUCCUCUGUGGUGAACUCUUCAGAAUGCGUAACCGGUGACCGUCGCCCUGUUUCCCAGGACAGAAGGAACAGCCUGGCUAGAGCAGAGACGGUGGCACUAAGCCCUGCCUACCUGGCAAACACGAGAAGGACCAAGUGACUUUCUGUUACUCCCCACGCACCUCAUCCCACCCCCUGGCAUGGCUCCUGGCGCUGGCUGCGCCCUGCGCGGUGCCCUCGAGGCCAGAGCUGGGCAGAACCUCACUCACACCCACAACUUCUGUGACACACAAUCAGCUCAGACAGGAGGAUGGAGCAACAAUUACAAACCGACCGACGAAAUGAAGAAAUAUAUAAAUAGAUAUAUAAAUAUA